This is a messenger RNA of Orussus abietinus, 4980 nucleotides long. RefSeq lists its product as uncharacterized. Lineage: Eukaryota; Metazoa; Arthropoda; Insecta; Hymenoptera; Orussidae. The record is from RefSeq and is a predicted model, not a curated record.
GUGACGGUCAACGAUAGGCUGGCUCUCCGAGGCCCUUUGUUGCUGCCCUUCCUGGCCGGAUUUACAGCCCUGAGCGAGCUGGACCUAUCUCUGGACAAGUCGACAAUCGGCGGGAACAACGGAUCCCUGCUCUUCAUCGACGACAAGAUCCUCCAUCAGUUCUUCUCCUGCCUCUCUUCCCAUUUCAGGAACCUCCAGUCCCUCAGGAUAAACUUCUGGCGCGUCACCCUGGAGGACAGCGAGAAGACCAUGCGGCAGAUCUCGAAGCACCUGAAGCUUUGCAACCUAAGCUUCCUCAAGGCGAACGGCCUGAUCGUGAUCGACAGCGCGAAGAAGGUGCAGAUGGAGCACGCGUUCGUGCAGACGAUCCUAACGAGCCUGCAAUACCUGACCUGGCUGUGCCUGGACGGGGUGGAAUUGUCCCCCACGCAGGGUUCGAGUAUAGGAAAAUGCGUGAGAGAUAGAUACCCCGGCACGACGUUGGAGAUAAGCGCCAAAGACAUCCACGUAAAGUCCGUUAAAGCGCUGGUGGCCGCCAUAGAAGAGGGCGGCAGAGCCGAGGUCGUCUACACCGGAGGGUCCAAUUGUAGGCUGAAGAUCACGAAGGUCCAGAAGAACGGACGCGGGAAGAAGAAAUGAGAUUAUGCCGAGGAAGCUUACGUGGACAUGCUCGGGGAAGCUCCCAUGUCGAAGUAAGUUUCCUUGAGCGAAGGGUACAAUUGUUCCGUCGAAGAGACGCGAGUGGAGAACGCCUUCGGAGGGACCUGAAGAGACGUCCAUUUUGGAUGCGGCAAAAUGGAACGCAGUUGUCUCUGGUUUACCUAAUCGAAGACAUCCCUGAUGCGAGUUUCGGAUGAAAGCUUUGGGAAUGGGUCAGGGAACAACCUAUCAUUGCUAUGGGUUGCUGGUAGGUCAGCUUCGAGGAUGUUUUUGUAACUUGGGAGUUUGCCCUGGAGGGUCCAACUGCAAGCUGAAGAUCACGAAAGUCCAGAAGAACGGACGCGGGAAGAAGAAAUGAGAUUAUGUCGAGGAAGCUUACGUGGACAUGCUCGAAAUAAGUUUCCUUCAGCGAAAGGUACAAUUGUUCCGUUGAAGAGAUUGCGAGUGGAGAACGCCUUCGGAGGGACCCGAAGAGACGGCCAUUUUGGAUGCGGCAAAAUGGAACGCAGUUAUCUCCAAUUGACUUAAUCGAAGACGUCCCUGAUGCAAGAUUCAAGAAUGGGUCAGGGAACAACCUAACAAUGCCAUGGAUUGCUGAUAGGUCAGCAUCGAGGAUGUUUUUGUAAAUUACAUCCAAUUUGAUGACGGUUGUAGGAAAAGGAAGUGCAGCCGCCCGAAAGAUCCUGAGACAGGUUGAAGGGCGAAGGCGGCAAUUAUUUUGGAAAAGUCAAACUGAAGAAAGGAGCUGAUACUUCUCACGAAGGUCUACGUACACAGUCUUGUCGAUGUCGAGGUGAAUUUCUUUCAACAAUGAAGAAACAAGAGGAUGAUAAGAGGGACGCCCACUCUUGGUGCAUCCAAAUGGAAUGCAGUUUUUUCUCAUUGAUUAGGAUAAUCACGUCCCUGAUGGAAACUUCAAGAAUGGAUCAACUCCGUAAUCGCACGUUAAAGUUUUAGAUAAUUUGGCGCAUCGAGUUUGAAGAAAGAUUUUACAAAUAUUUUCACUUUUUGGUAUGUAUAUAUCACUUUCAUGCCGCCUUAAACCUGAGUUUACGGCGCUUCGCGUCGCUUCCUUUGUCUCUUUUAAUGAUCUCUUCAAAGCGAACGAUGUCAUUUUCGUUACCCGUUAAGACAGGAAGGUGUAAACGUACGCAUUCGGCCAGACAAUCCCGACAGGCUGAUGGGUUUACGAUCGAACGCCAUUUUCUUCGAGACAAUCCUAAAGGGCUUACGACGCCUAGCACUUUACUUGAACGACGAACAGUAAUGACUUUCCGAGGUUUAGAAAACGGGAUUUCUUCAAACGAGGAAAGUAAUCCCGAAAUUAAUCGGCGGAAAGAUGUAAAACAAGAGACGCCUCCUUCGAGUUCCCCAGCGACAGAAGAUUAAGGUGAAGUGAAACCCCCGAUCAGAUCAGCCAAUUCGAAUAAGACACUUUUUUUUAAAGCUAUCCGACCAAAUUGUCUAAAACCUUGGCACAUGACUCGCGAGCACCGAAGAAUUAUCCCGAAACUUUCAAAAUUUCAAUUUUCUACCAAAAAUUUAUCUGACAACCCAGACCGGAAACAAAAUGGCGUCGAGCUCUCAUAUAUCGAUCACUAUGUGCCGGGACAAUUGUACAACAAUUUAGGACACUAGUAAUCGAGAAGCUCGCACUUGAACGGAAUAAAUGCAAAGAAAAGUGUCCUUUGCGUUUCUAUCCUGAAACGAAGGUAAGAUUUAGUUGGGAUCUGAGAUUACAGAUGGCACUCUGCAGUCAAUUAGGGCAUCGAAAACCACGAAUAAGGAGAUUUCUGGAGUUUAACUUCGAUUUCUUUGAAAUCAUUGUACGGAAACGAAAUAUAUAGUACGUCAUUCAAUAUAAUACUCAAUAUAAUUCGACACAGCUGUCGAUAUAAACACAAAUGCCGGUAACUUAGGUACCUAGAAAAAUCUCUUUUACCUACGUCGAUGAAAUUUCUCAACGGGUUUCCCUUCACCUUAAUGGGAUUUUCCGAAAAGCCCGACAUUGUCCAACGUCCCGAGGAAAGUAAACGAAACAAUUGUUAACGAAAAUCCUAUGUCGCCCCGAAAACGCGCAAUUUUAUCAGCAAGACAUUUAAAACACUGAUAAACGAGACCGAUGACUGGAUGCGAUUGCAAUCUGCCAAUUCCGUAGACUAGAUCUCGAGGAAAAUAAUAGAUAGCCAUAGACAAGGCCGAAGGGACGGGAAUAUUAAAUUUAAAUUCUCAUUUAAUAACACAAUUACAACGGCAAUUAAUUGGAAUUGUCCAAUCCCUAAUUUUGUUUCGAGAAAAUUAGACCAACAUUAAGUUGAGCGACAUUGAAGAGGCUGUUGCAACUAAAAGUACGUACAUUGUUGUUAGAUGGAUUGUAAGAUACGAUUACAGAGUAAUAUAUAUAUAUAUAUAUGAAUACAUGCGAGAUAUAUAAAUAAAUGAAAGAGGUAUAUAUAUAUAUGAGAGUAAAGGAGAUAGUACCGAGGAGGGGAGGAGUUUAUCGGUGGUGUUGUUGGAGUUUGGAAAUUUUAAGGCACAUUUUAAAGGCACAGGAAAACGGCUAACUAUAAUUCUAUGAUAUAUCAUUAACGAAGGGUCAUUUGUAUAAAGUAAUGCGGGACUAAUUGUAUAUUGAAAUAACGACUGCCAAGCGACGUUCGGCAAACGAAACUGCCGUAAAUCUCGUCCAUCGAUGCCGCGAGUUUUUUCUUAUUUUUUUCUCCUUUUUUGCUAUCAAGUUUCUAAACAUUCGUAUAGUUAUUCAAAGAGCAUCGGAUAAAGUGGACGUGCUCGUUCGUCCAAAAGGAAGUAGGUGAUCCUAUGGGAGUUCUACGCACACUAUAGAGUAUCUUCUAAAACAAGGUCGACGUAAACGGAGACCGCAGGACGAAAAGCGUCCACAGAAGUGGGCGUUUCACCUUUUCGUUUCCCCGUUAGAACGACUUUUAGUUCUGCGAUUAAUUUCGAUCCACCGAAGGACGUGAAAAUCCUAAUUAAGUGACUUUAAAUCUCGCCCUCCACCCCGAAAUGCUUCCAACAUGAUACAGAGGGCAGCACCGUCGCCGGAAGUGCAAAGCACACCGAUCACUACAUUAAGGUGGCAUGAAAGUGGCACAUCAAAGAGGUCUCGUUUAUGAGACUUUUCUCCGAACUAAGUUCCCCAAAUCGUUUCAAACUUAAUAACGUGAAUAUGGAGGCCACAAGAAAGGUCCUGACACCCGUAAGACACGAAUUUCUAAAAGAUUUCUUUAUAAAUAUUUUCAAAAUUGUAAAAAUAAUGAAAUCUCACGAGUGUUAGGACCCUCCUUAAGGCCUCCACGUAUACAUUGUGAGGUUAGGAACGACUCGGUACCCUCGUUUCCGAGUUUCACGAACGAAUGACUUCUGAGAUACCACUUUCGCAUCCCCUUAAUUAAUCCUAAGGCACUAUAAACAUUGUACUUUUUAUUUCGAUCGCCUUUCCUCGAGGGGUUAUUUCGGCUCUGUACGCUAUACAGCUCUUCGUAAGAUUUAAGGCCACUGCUACGAUAUUAAUCAAAUUGCGCAAUCUCGAACACGAGUGUCUUCACCGCGGAUUCGAUGCCAGUAGCGUACAACGGGAAGGCAUUAAUGCCCGCCACUGUACCUACCCACUGCCCAGUGUACAUCGGUGGACAUAAGUGUUCCACGGAUAAGGUAAAGAUGUGACGUACGAUCGAAAGGGGUCGAUGUCCGCCAUCUAACAGGGAUUAUUUCCCAAAAUGGGAAAACCGUUUGCGAAGAAGAUAUCCCUCAUCGAGAAUCGUUAAUUCCUCUGAAAAUGCUUAUUAAACCCGAGGACCGUAGUGGUACGUUCGAUAGCGUGAUAUCUACCCUGUGUUUCAUUUUAUACCCCCUUAAGGCACAAGAAAUCCGGAUCUUAUUUCGACCGAUCUAACCUAUCAUCCGUUUUUUAUAAGCGACGAUAUAACGAGUUUCGCCUUUGCGAGCACUCUAGGCUUAAGGAGUCUUCGACUAUAAAACUGUUUGAUGAAUUUUUUCAUUUUUGAUAGGCUGUACAUAUUUAAUGCGCAUCCGAUCGGGCCGAACUUCGGAGAUGUCGCUGCAGGUCAUAGUAGCUACACCUGCGACGAGCUUAACCUCGAUGUACGACGAAUUAAUUACUCGUCGAAGCCUAUACGCCGACGCCACGUGAGAUUCCCAGAUCGUUCGCCAUAUUUAGUACACACACACACACACACACACACAUGCGAUCGCGACACUAAUCCGAAGCGCGGAGUCGAGCUGGGCGAUUUUAUUAUAAAAUAUUUAUGUAUUUAUAUGUGUACACAUAUCCUCCAA